AUGGCGGCUAUGUAUGAGCUCCCGAAGCGAUUGAUAUAUUUUUUGGUCUUGCUGAUUGUUUGUGUGUCAUUCUAUCCCGCUAAAGAUGGUUAUGUUGAUAAGAGGUCGCAUCCAUGGAAUAUUGGUAUUAGCGUUGCUUUAAACCUUACUAAAAUCGAGAUUGUUGAUGCCCCUAUGAGACCAACCAAAACCAGCAUUGCGAAGUCAGCUGUUCCUUUCGAUGUAAAGUUGGUAAGAUCGAUUAAACUUGUCACCCAGUUUGCUGCUGUUAAUGUUCUUAUUGUGUGUAAUGAUAUUGACUUAAACCCUGGCCCUGCGAAUGAGACAUUGGUCUGCACUGCGUGUUUAAAACCUAUAGGCAAAAAUCAACCGCGGGCGGAAUGUUUAAGAUGUAAAUCAGUAAAUCAUUUGAAAUGUCUUGAAUCGAGUUUUGAUAUAAACCGAACCUGCAAGCAAUGUUUCGUAGGAAUGAAUGGCAAUAUUAACAACGAUAACGAUGAUUACUGUUCUCAAGUGACAACGGAAAUGAAUGAUAUAUUUCGGGGCUCAGGUGUUAAAAUAGUCCAUCAAAAUAUUCGCAGCUUGUUACCUAAGAUUGAUGAGCUUCGUUUGCUCAUAUCUAGUGUUCAGUCAAAAAUUGAUUUGUUUACACUGUCCGAAACCUGGCUUACGGAUGAUGUUGCUGACUCAGAAGUUAGUAUUGAAGGAUAUACUUUCCAUAGAAGAGAUAGAGGUUCUAAAGAGAAAGGUGGGGGACUUGGAAUUUAUGUUAGGAACGAUUUGUCGGUAAGCAGAAGGUUUGAUUUAGAGCAGUCGAAUAUUGAAAGUCUAUGGGUAGAAGUUAAUUUCCCUCACUCUCGCGGAUUUUUGGUUGGUACAUUUUAUCAACCUCCUGAGUCUUCUCGAUACUAUAAUGAUGCAUUUAUGGAUCAUUUUGAAGAUAGUGCUGAGAAAGCCAUAUCUAAUAAUAAGGAAGUUAUUCUGUUGGGGGAUUUUAACUGUAAUUUGGCAAAGGGCUCAUUGAAUGGUAACGGCAAACGGUUAACCUCGACACUCAGAAGUCUAGGGUUCUGUCAGCUGAUCAAGGAGGUUACUAGAAUAACUGCCUGGUCCGCCACAUUAUUAGAUUUGAUAGCGACAAACAACGAAAGGUUUAUUAGUAAAUCUGGAGUACUUAAUGCUUGUCUUAGUGACCAUGACUUAGUAUAUUGUAUCAGAAAAAUGAAUUGUAAGCGAUCAUCUGGACAGACUAAGUCUUUUAGAAAUUAUGCAAGAUAUAAUAGCUCGGCUUUUUGUAAUGACCUACGAGGGAUCGAUUGGGAGAAGCAAAUGAAUUCGACCUCGCUCUGUCUCGGUUAUCUUACUGGCUGUUGUUUACCACUCCACAGCAUCACGCCAAACUGAAAAUGUAGAAUUGUAUUCACACAUUCAAACCAAUGUGGACUCAUUUUUAUAUUCCCACCCUGAAGCUUUGGUCCUAAUUACGGGCGACUUCAAUUUUAGAAGCACGGGUCUCAAUGCAAACCAUCUUAAAAGAAUUGCUGGUCUGACGCAGAUAGUCAAGGUAGCUACCAGAGCUGAUGUAACUUUAGACUGGUGUUUAACCAACUCAAAGGUGGAUAAUAUUUACGAAUCAAUCCAACUUCCUCCCAUUGGAACCAGUGAUCAUUAUACGAUUCUUAUGAAAGCCCAACCUUCUCCCUCAAAGCCAGACAAUUCACAUAUAUGGAAACGCGAUCUCAGAGAUAGCAGGAUACGGCCUUUUGGACGAUAUAUCACUACAUUUGACUGGUCUCCUAUCUUGGACAUACAUGACUGUGAUACAAAAUAUGAAAAGUUUAACGAUACAAUGACUGUGAUGAUUGAAAAAUUCUUUCCCUUGGAACGGAUUAAAGUACGAAAGUGUGAUAAGCCUUGGAUGACGUCAUCAAUAAAGUCUGCUAUUGGGAGACGCCAAAAAGCCUUACACGAAAGCGGGAAAAAUUCAGAUAUUUAUAAAUAUUGGCGUAACAGAGUCCAAUCAUGCAUUAAAGUUGCACGAAAGAUCUACUAUAUGAGGUCAGUUGAGAAAUUAAAAAAUUCUAACCCGGCAAGAUGGUGGAAAGAAGUGAAAGCCAUUGGUGGUCUCUCGUCAAAAAAUUCUUG
Messenger RNA from Paramuricea clavata, 2145 nucleotides. The record is from the annotation of a GenBank genome assembly. NCBI's taxonomy places the organism in Eukaryota, Metazoa, Cnidaria, Anthozoa, Malacalcyonacea, Plexauridae.